Messenger RNA from Macrobrachium nipponense, 750 nucleotides. RefSeq lists its product as uncharacterized. Bases 1 to 750 code for a protein of 249 amino acids. NCBI's taxonomy places the organism in Eukaryota, Metazoa, Arthropoda, Malacostraca, Decapoda, Palaemonidae. The transcript has a single exon. Gene Ontology annotation, molecular function: nucleic acid binding. The record is from RefSeq and is a predicted model, not a curated record. Gene Ontology annotation, biological process: DNA integration.
AUGCAAUAUUUGAUUAUUAUUGAUUCCCUUUCUAAAUUUAUUGAUGUCUAUGCUUGCAAGAAUACAACUUCAGAGGAUACCAUACAAUGUUUAAGGUCAUGUUUUGCUAAUUAUGGUAUUCUUGACACAAUUGUAUCUGAUAAUGCAACUUGGUUUAUGUCUAGGGAGACUCAGGAAAAUGGUGUUAGACAUUGUUCAGGAGCACCAUAUAAUCCAAGUACAAAUGGGCUUGCAGAACAGGCUGUACGAAUAUUCAAAACUAAUUUCAAAAAGUUUGAUUGCAAUUUGCCUGUAAAAACAAGAAUGGCAAAAUUUUUUUAUACCUAUAGACGUACAGUACAGUCUUCUACUGGCUGUUCCCCAGCUGAAUUAUUAUUUGGAAGGAAAUUUAAGGGUCCAUUAGUUGUUAUAAUGCCUAAACAGGGAGAUGAGUUUUAUGUUCAUGAGUCUUUCGGAGUUGGUGAUGCAGUAUAUGCCAGGAAUUUUGGUAAAGAACCAGAAUGGGUGGAAGCUAAGAUUAUCAAAGUUCUUGGUGAAAGGAAUUAUUUAGUUUCUGUAGAUGUUAAUGGUACUUUGACUUGGAAGCGUCAACUAUCACAAUUAUUUGAGAGAAAAAUGUAUAAUACUAGAGUAACUGAUGAACAGUCACUAUUAAAAGAUACAAUGAUUCCCUAUGCUCCUGUAGUUUCUUCUCCCCAUUAUGUACAAAGAUUAGAAGAGACAAAUAACCUAUUCAGAACUCGGGUAUGA